UCCCUGUGUGUUUCUGGGGUCCCUGGGGGGGGUCCCUGUGUGUUUUGGGGGGUCCCAGCCCCUGUGCCCCCCCAGGCGCGCUGGCGCAGCCCCGAGCUGGAGGCGCAGGUGGCCGCCAUGCUGGAGCUGGUCCGGGCCGUGCGGGGGCUGCGCGAGACCUUCCGGCUCGGGGGGGCCGCCCGCCCCCCAGUGCUGGUGCAGUGCCCAGACCUGGCUCAUGAUUGGCUGCAGCAGCUCGGCCCCGCCUUCCAGACGCUCUCAGGGGCGGGGCCUGUGCAGCUCCUCCCCCCGGGGGAGGAGCCGGGGCCGGGCUGGGCGGGGGCUCCCGCGGGGUCCGGAAGCUUCGUGCACCUGCGCAUCCAGGCCGCCGAGGAGCGAGCGGGGCUGGAGACCCCCGGGGACCCCCCCAGGGACCCCCAGCUCAGGGGGGGCGGGGAUUUUAAAUAAAUAAAAUAGAAUUUAUUUAUGAAAUAAAUAAAGUGUAUAAAAUUAAA
This is a messenger RNA of Onychostruthus taczanowskii (white-rumped snowfinch), 494 nucleotides long. RefSeq names its product valine--tRNA ligase, mitochondrial-like. The record is from RefSeq and is a predicted model, not a curated record. Lineage: Eukaryota; Metazoa; Chordata; Aves; Passeriformes; Passeridae. Bases 118 to 447 code for a protein of 109 amino acids. The transcript is spliced from 3 exons.